GUUUGGGCGGCGGGAGGCGGCGGCGGGGGCGGUGCGGGGGCCCCAAGCGCGCCCGCGGCGUCUGGGUUGGAGGACGGAGCGCGUCGCCUGUGUUUAUUCCUAGUGACUUGCGACGGAGACCCGGGAAGGGGCGCGGCCGUGACGGUGUUAUCGUCCCAGGGCGAGCCCGCGGGGUGCAGCGAGGCGCUGGGAAGAUGCUCGAGGUCCUGGUGCUGAAGAUUGAAGAUCCAGGUUGCUUCUGGGUUAUUAUAAAAGGGAAUAGUACCUUUUUAGAUCAUGAAAUUGACUACCAAAAACUAAAUAGCGCCAUGAAUGACUUCUAUAAUAGCACGCGUCAAGACAUAGAAAUAAAACCAUUGAUGUUGGAAGAGGGGCAGGUUUGUGUGGUUUAUUGUCAGGAACUCAAGUGCUGGUGCAGGGCUGUCAUUAAGUCAAUCGUGUGUUCAGCAGAUCAUUACCUGGCAGAGUGUUUCCUUGUGGAUUUUGCCAAGUACAUUCCCGUGAAAUCGAAAAACAUCCGAGUUGCAGUAGAAACUUUUAUGCAGCUUCCCUACAGAGCGAAAAAAUUCAGACUGUAUUGUACCAAACCUGUUACAUUACACUUUGACUUUUGUGAAGACAGUGCUAAAAUUGUACCUGCCAAGAAGUGGGACACUGCAGCUAUUCAGUACUUUCAGAACAUCCUGAAAGCAACUACCCAGGUGGAAGCCAAAUUAUGUGCUGUAGAAGAUGAUACUUUUGAGGUUUAUCUUUAUGUAACUAUAAAAAAUGAAAAAGUUUGUGUUAAUGAUGAUCUGGUUGCAAAGAACUUCGCUUGUUAUGUAUCACCCAUGGAGAAUAAAAACCUUGAUUCUUUAGAGAAACCAAGAUUGAGUAUAAAGUCAGCCUCCUUUCCCAAUAAACUCAAUCCAGCACUUAGUCUUUGGCCAAUGUUUUUGCAAGGAAAAGAUUCUCAAGGAAUGGAAAAGUCACAUGGUUUAACUUUUCUGGCGCAGUCUCUCCAGCAUUUGUGGCCCAAGCGUGUUGUGAGUGAUCCAGGGCCAACAGCUACUAUCCUGGAUAAAACUAUGAAAUGUAAAGUGGCUUCCUUGCCUGGUUCACCUAAAAAUAUAUCUGAAAAGAAACAACAGUGCAUCUCUUUAAAAGAUGUAAAUAAGUGUGUUGAAUCUUCAGUGUAUUGGCCAACAAAAAGAGGCAUAACCAUAUAUGCUGAUCCAGAUAUACCAGCAGACAGUGCUUUACGUCAGAAGUCAAAUGAGAAACCACUCAGAUUGGCUGAGAAGAAAGAAUACAAUGAGAAGAAUGGCUGUGUAAAAUUAUUGCAGUUUUUAAAUCCUGAUCCUUUGAGAGCUGAUGGAAUCUCUGAUCUGCAACAGUUGCAGAAGCUGAAGGCGGGCGCACAGCAGGCCUCUGCGGUGCUCCGGAACAAGAUUGAGCCUUGCUUGUCCAUCGACACGGCGCCGCUUUCGGCAGACCUGAAAAAGGCUCUUCAAAGAAAUAAGUUUCUGGGACCUAGCCACACUGAAUCUUACUCCUGGCCUCCCAUAGCGCGCGGCUGUGACGUGGUUGUCAUUUCUCAGUGUGGAAAUGACCCUUUGUUGUACCUUCCACCAGUGCUUACGCUUUUGCAAACAGGGGGCUGCUACAAGUCAUUACCAAGUAGAAACGGACCUCUGGCAGUCAUCCUGUGUCCUGGGUGGAAAAAGGCCCAAUUUAUUUUUGAGUUAUUGGGAGACUAUGGCGUGUCCUCCAGGCCUCUUCAUCCUAUGUUAUUAACAAUUGGACUCCACAAAGAUGAAGCCAAACAUAUGAAGCUUCCAAGGGGCUGUGAUAUAAUGGUUACAACACCACAUAGCCUCCUGAGACUUCUCAGAUACCAAAGCUUGUUAUUUCUUAGACUCUGUCACCUCAUUUUGGAUGAGGUGGAAGUAUUAUUCUUUGAAGCUAAUGAACAAAUGUUUGCUAUAUUAGAUAACUUUAAAAAAAAUAUUGAAGUUGAAGAAAGGGAAUCUGCACCACAUCAAAUUGUUGCAGUUGGAGUUCAUUGGAACAGACAUAUACAGCAUUUAAUCAAAGAGUUCAUGAAUGACCCCUACAUCGUGAUCACUGCCAUGGAAGAGGCUGCUCUCUACGGCGGUGUCCAACAGGUGGUACAUCUUUGCCUAGAAAGUGAAAAAACCUCUACUUUACUCCAGACUCUUGACUUCAUUCCAAGUCAGGCACAGAAGACCUUGAUCUUCACCUGUUCUGUGGGUGAAACUGAAAUAGUGUGUAAGGUGGUAGAAAGCAGUUCAAUAUUUUGCUUGAAAAUGCAUAAAGAGAUGGUUUUUAAUUUAAAAAGUGUAUCAGAACAGUGGAAGAAGAAGUUAAGUUCUGGCUCUCACAUUGUAUUAGCCUUAACUGAUGACUGCAUACCACUCUUGGCCAUUACUGAUGCCACGUGUGUGAUUCACUUCAGCUUUCCUUCCUCACCAAAAAUUUUUGGUGGACGCCUAUAUUGCAUGUCUGAUCAUUUUCAGAGUUUAACUGAACAGGGUUCUCUUGCAAAACAGGGAGGUAAAAAGGCCAAAUCUGUCUUGCUGCUGACGGAGAGAAGUUCAUGCCAUGCUGUGGGUGUUUUGCGGUACUUGGAGAGAGCAGAUGCCAAGAUUCCCUCGGAGCUGUAUCAGUUUACUGCAGGCGUUCUAGAAGCCAAGGAGGACAAGAAAGCCGGAAGGCCUCUCUGUCCGUACCUUAAGGCUUUUGGAUUUUGCAAAGACAAAAGGAUUUGUCCUGAUCGACACCAUAUUAAUCCAGAAAUAGACAAUCCAAGAAAAUUAUCCAACCAGGCUAUACCAUUGUUUGGAUACAUUAAAAUAAUACCCUUUUACAUUUUGAAUGCAACAAAUUACUUUGGUCGUAUAGUUGAUAAACAUGUGGAUCUUUAUGCAACUCUUAAUGCUGAAAUGAAGCAGUAUUUUGAGGAUUCCAGUAAUAAAACAACCAUUGAAAAGGUGGAGAAAUUUGGAUUAUACGGAUUAGCAGAGAAAACACUUUUUCACAGAGUUCAGGUGUUGGAGGUGAGCCAAAAAGCAGACACGUCGGACCUCGAUACUGUCCUUGUGAAGUUUAUAGAUGAAGGCAGGACUGGACCCAUCCCCAGAGAUCAGCUGCUCCAUCUCCCAGAAAACUUCCAGGCUCUGCCCCCCCAAGCCAUGGAGUUCAUUGUUUGUAGAGUGAAACCUGCUGACAAUGAAAUUGAAUGGAAUCCAAAAGUUACGAGGUACAUUCACCAUAAAGUUACUGGAAAAUUGCAUGAUGCAAAAGUGGUAUUUGCUUUAGGAAAUACAGUUUGGAUUGAUCCAAUGGUGCACGUUACAAAACUUUUAAAUUUGAAAACUUCUGUCAUUGAUUACAAUGUUCGAGCUGAAAUUUUGUCAAUGGGAAUGGGCAUUGAUAAUCCAGAACAUAUAGAACAACUGAAAAAAUUGUACGAAGGAGCUAAAAUACAAACUGUUGAAGAAAGCCGAAGCCAAACACUGGAGCCGUUGUCUACAGAAGAGGCCGCCUGUCUGCAGAGCACACGGCCGGAGGACGGGGCUUCGGAAGGAGGUGCCGACUCCAGAACGAACUCAGGAAACCGGAAGCAUGAAGCUUCACCUGGAAACACUGGCGAUGCUUCCGUGAACAGAACUACGGAGCCCCUGCAAAGCUUCCACCCACCAAUAAAAUGGUUCCAAAAAGACGAUGUGGUCAUAUUGAAGAUAAGAAUAAGGAAUGUAAAAGAUUACAAGUGCAAAUAUUUUAGAGAUAGAGUCAUUUUCAGCGCCUGGGUAGGAGAAAAAUUUUACUUGGCUGAUUUGGAGUUGCAGGCCAACAUAAUAAAGGACGAUUGCAAAUGCAUAAUUAAAAAUGAGGAACCUAUAAUCACUCUUGCAAAAGAGAGAAGGGAAUCUUGGUGUAGCUUACUCAGACAGAAGAAUCCCAAUGUGGCUUUCGAUUUUGACCACUGGGAAGAAUGUGAAGAGGAGAGCCACUUCUCCAAGGUUGUAACAUCUAAAAACCUGUCCUGCAAAGUGGCAGAGGUGAUAGAGAGCAGUGACCAGACUUCGGAGGAUGAGGAGACCGAGAGCGACUGAGCGUGUGGGCCGGAUCCUGAGGCGGACGGGGUCACCGCGUGACUGGACGCUAGAGAACAGCAGUCCCGUUCACACCUUUUUAUUACGAGGGGUCAUCUGGUGGCACUGGGAUUGGUAAUGGUGAGAAAUUCUGAAUCUAUUUAAAAAUGGGCUGAGGCCCGGGCCUGGUAGCUCAGUUGGUUAGAGCGUCGCCCCUA
Myotis daubentonii (Daubenton's bat) is the source of this 4315-nucleotide messenger RNA. It is a transcript of the gene TDRD12, whose product is annotated as tudor domain containing 12. NCBI's taxonomy places the organism in Eukaryota, Metazoa, Chordata, Mammalia, Chiroptera, Vespertilionidae. The record is from RefSeq and is a predicted model, not a curated record. Gene Ontology annotation, biological process: germ-line stem cell division. Gene Ontology annotation, molecular function: nucleic acid binding; ATP binding.